Mytilus trossulus (common blue mussel) is the source of this 11225-nucleotide messenger RNA. RefSeq lists its product as uncharacterized. Gene Ontology annotation, biological process: Notch signaling pathway. The record is from RefSeq and is a predicted model, not a curated record. The transcript is spliced from 58 exons. Bases 381 to 10196 code for a protein of 3271 amino acids. NCBI's taxonomy places the organism in Eukaryota, Metazoa, Mollusca, Bivalvia, Mytilida, Mytilidae. Gene Ontology annotation, molecular function: calcium ion binding; Notch binding.
UGAGUUUAAAACCUAUUAAUUUUCUACUUUUAAAUACCUGGCGAUUCAACCAGUGUGACGAUUUUCCCGUCUGAUCCUCUCAGUGUGACAUUGGUUCACAGAUGACUGAAUACAUGUAGCGCUUCGCAACAACAAACGUUUUGUAACUCAACCUCGGAAGCUUUCGUAGUAACAAGAUGGCGACCUCCAUGAAAUGAUAUAUGGACAUAAAAAAGCAUGAAGUUUGUUUAAAGGAAUAAAAUGUGAUGAAGAUAAUUUUAAACAUUCGAAAAAUAAGUGGACAGUCUUGUUAGAUUAAAAUUUCGAAUGACAACGGAUUAAUUUAUUUUAAGUGGUGUAUUUACACAUUUUUUUAGUUGUUAGUUUUUAAAAAGGGAAACAUGACAGAAAAUAUAUGUUUUAAAAGUAUAUGGAUUUUACCAUUAUUAUUCUCUAUAACGAUAGCACAAGAUUUUAAUCUAGUUUGUCCAUCAGGUUGGACUAAAAGUUAUGAAAAAUGUUACAUCAUCGUGCCAACCUUAAGAUCAUGGUUAGAAGCUGACACAUACUGUCAAAAAUAUGGAGCGAGAUUAGCCAAGCCAUCAGGAUAUACCAUUAAUAACAUUGUAUCAAAUUUGUUUACCACUGCCAAUAAUCCCAUCACAGACUACUGGAUAGGAUACAAUGUCCGAGGUUUAACAAAUUCUCAACGUUAUGUUGGUUCCUGGAGUGAUGGUACGCCUACAACAGCAGAGGUUGGUGUAUGGGGAGAUUUCCAACCUGACACACCCAUGGGAUCAUGUGCUCGUGUGGACAGAUCACAUGAUAACAAAUGGUACAUGGAGUCAUGUGACAGGGUACUACAGUCAGUCUGUGAAUUAACACCAUGUCCUGACAACACCUUUCGAUGUACAACAACAGGAAGAUGUGUUGGUACUGCCAAUAUCUGUAAUGGUCAAGACGACUGCGGAGAUGGGUCAGACGAGAGAGCCUGCUUACAGCUACCUUGGACGGAAUAUUUUAAUGCAACUGAUUGUAAGUAUUACAUGUCUGGGAAUGGUGGACAGGUUACAAUGCCAAUCACUGGUUCAACAUACCCAGCCAGUUCUACAUGUAUUUGGACAAUAGAGGCCCCAGUGGGGGAGAGAAUACAAGUCCAGCUUUCUGAUCCUUCUACUCCACAGUUCACUCAGUUUAAUACAGAGGAAGAUAUUGAUGUCGUUGAGUUUUGGGAAGGGAGUCCUGCUCUGGCAGACAGUCGAUGUUUGGCUCGCCUCUCAGGCUCACUACCAGCUAGUUAUCAAGUUUUUAUAAGUUCUAAUAACUUCCUAACAGUGAGAUUUGUAUCUGAUGCUUCCAGACAAAGAAGUGGGUUUACUUUUACUUGGAGAACAGAUUUCCAGUGUCAGAUUGCUAAAUUAGCCAACAAGAGAUACACAACAGGUCAGCUAGGUGAUGUUUUGACCUUGACCAAUAACCAGGACCACACAACAUGUGAAUCUCAGUGUGCUUCAGCAAUAACUUGUACUGGCUUCUCAUACAACAAGAAUGACAACACAUGUUUCUUACUCAAACAAGUAGCUCUGCCUGUUGAUGAUAACUGCUGUGAUUUGUAUGUGAAGACUUGUCUCCAGACUACAGGUUACCCAGUAAGAGAUGAAAUUCCUUCCCUUGGAGGUUCAGUAACAGGGACAUCUUAUGAUCAGUUUAUCUACAGCCCUCUCUACCCUCUGCAACAUCCUGGGAACCUAGAAACUGUGUGGAUAAUACAGAGUUCUGGUAGUAAUGUUGUCAGCGUUGAGGUAAAAGACAUACAACUUUGUGGAUCUGAUUCAGUAGUUUUGAAAGAUGGUAACAACCCAGUCACACCUACUCUAAAGACCUUGACCUCUAGUAGUAAGUCAGGGGAGGUAAUCAUGUCAACAGGAAAUAGAAUGUAUGUCUACAUGAAGUUAAAAGAACAUCUGAAGUGUAGAGGUGUUCUACUGGCUUAUAGGGAAGGGUGCAAUUUUGAGAUAAAGAGUAAUGCAGGUACAAUAUUUACCCCUGGAUUUGGUGUGGUUAACUAUCCAGGAGUCCUGCAAUGUUUCUGGUCUAUAACAUCAGUCAACAAAAGACAGCUAAGACUACAGUUUAAUGAGUAUGAUGUAGAAAAUGCUAUGGAUUAUUUACAGGCCUGGUUAGGAGAUGAUGAUCAGGGUUCACCAAUACAUACAGGAAAUGGUUAUUCUGGAAGUAAACCUCCUCCAAUGGUGUCCACUACAGGACAGCUAGCUUUAAAGUUUACCACAAGUGCUGUUGGGAAUCGUGCUGGAUUUAGAGCCACAUAUACAACAGGAUGUAGCUUAUUGUCAGACCAAUCAUACACAGUUACCCCAUCAAGGACUUCUAUCAUAGAUGGUGAUAUCAUGAUAGUAAACUGUAAUACAGGAUACACAUUCCAGGCUCCAUAUGCAGGGGAAGCACAUGUUGCGCUCACUUGUCAACCUGAUGGAGAAUAUGAUAAAACUGUCCCAGUUUGUUCACAGGCAUUUUGUGGUAAGGUACCAGCCAUAGCAAAUGGUUAUGUACAAUCAUCUACUGGAUUAUUUGGAGGGAACCAGGCAGUGUAUUUGUGUAAUCCAGGGUUCACUCCUCCAACUGGAACUUCUUUAACCAUCAAUUGUCAGGGUAACAGUUUAUGGGAGGCACCUCCUACCUGCACAGCCAAUCCCUGCAGUGGCCAACCUUUAUCUGUUCCAUCUGGUCGUAGAGAAAUUGUAAAGGGAGAUGGAACAUCACAUGGCAGUAUAUUAUCAUAUUCAUGUGACCAGAACUAUGAGCUGAUUGGUCCAUCUAGGAUUGAAUGUAAAAAUGGAGCAUGGUCAGGAACUACACCAAGAUGUCAGAAUAUUAGAUGUCCUCCUCAGUUCAUCACCAAUGGAACAGUUAUCUUCAGUGGUGUUUUAAAUCAGGGAGAUGAUGUAACUGUGAACUGUAACACUGGAUUUCAAGCGACUGGUACCAAUCCAUACAAAUGUGGACAGACGCCUCCAACAUGCCAGAAUGUUGAUGAAUGUACAGCAGGGACUGCGACAUGUAAUCAGAAUUGUGUGGACUAUUCAGGAGGAUAUUAUUGUACAUGUAACAGUGGAUACAAACUGUCCACCAAUGAUCCUAGUAUCUGUGGAGAUAUUGAUGAAUGUGCCUAUAACAAUGGAUAUUGUGACCACAGCUGUGUUAAUGUUGCCGGAUCCUACAACUGCUCCUGUAACUAUGGAUACGACCUUUAUACAUUCAAUGGAUUCCAAGGAUUGAACCUUCAAGCAGGAGAAGAUGGGAAGUCACCAUGGCAUACUUAUCAUAUUGCUCAUUCUUGUGUGUUAAAACAAUGCCCAAUGCCUAGCCAGACAAUAGGUCAUGGAAGAUCAUUGACCUUACAAUUGACCUUUACCCAGGGUGACUCCGUCCAGUAUUUAUGUGAUGUUGGGUAUGUUGUUUCUGGGUCUAAUUCUGCCACAACAACUGUAUCUUGUCAGGGAGAUGGGACGUGGAGUCCAGCUAUACCUACAUGUAUACCUGCCACAUGUUUCCUGGAUGUAGUUGCCGAUAGUAACACCACACCAACUGGUAGUAUUAAUUACAAUAGUGCCUAUACUCUCCAGUGUGACAAUACCAACAGUACUGGAGUGACUCUGAGGAGAUUUUGUGCCUAUAAACCAGAUACCAAACGUUAUGGUACAGUUGGAGAUAAUUUGAAUUGUCCAGCUGUUGAUUGUGGCGCCACCACAGCUAUAUCUGGUAGUAACCCUUUCUCCAAUACCUGUACUGUGUAUGGCUGUAGUUUUAUAUUCAGUUGUUCAGGGAGCUACCAACUAGCAGGAACCAGUGGUAGUGGGGAUACAGUUAUCAGAUGUGGUGUAGAUGGAAGGUGGGACUAUGGUGAUUUACGAUGUAUCAGUCCCCUAUGUACGGACCCAGGGACCCCACCAGAUGCUACACAGGUAGCCACCAGCUACGAAAUUGGUACUGAAAUAACUUAUCAAUGUAAAAGAACUGGUUAUGCCCCUUCGUUCUCCACUCCACUCAGAUGCCAGGCAGUAGGGAAUACUGUACAGUGGAUUCCUUCAACUCCACCUUCAUGUGUUGAUAUAACAAAACCCACUUUUCUGAACUGUAUUACAUCUGACCUCACUGUAGAGUUGUAUAAAGCACCUAAUCAUGCUGUUCCUUCUGCUACUGAUCAGUCUGGCUUUGUCCAGUCUGUGACCACUGUCCCUGCAAACUACAGGCCAACACAUGUGGUACCUAACUCAAUAGUGGUCACUUAUACAGCUAAAGAUGGCAAUAAUAAUGAGGGAACUUGUAGUUUUAAUAUACAAAUAAAGGACCAAAUUCCACCAACAAUAACUUGUUCCACACCUUCAGCCUAUGUUAUUACAUCACAGUCCAGUACCAUCAGAAUAGAUCCCAAAGAUUUAGUGACGGCUGUAGAGAGUGGAGCACAAGUAACAGCUAAUUCUGGGAUAUUUACCCUCACUUAUAAUGAUGUUGGUAGAGUGAGAAUGAUCACACUUACUGCCAUAGAUGCUGCAUCAAAUACACAGUCGUGUACUGUACAGGUGUAUACUACAGUACAAAAUAGAUGUCAGCCAUGGUUGAUCACUGCAGAAAAUGCCCAGAAGAUAUGUACAGCUAAGUCUGGGAACACUGGAUUUGACUGUACAUUUACAUGUAACUCUGGAUAUUACUUCUCUAACAGUAUCAACACAAACACUAUCUCUACCAGCUGUUUUAAUAAUAAUGACUGGAGCACAUACCCAUCAGCUUGUAUAGCGAGAAAUCCAGCAUACUAUAGACAGUCGUUUGUUUUACGUUAUGGAACUGGUAUCCUGGGUGAUCCUACUGGUUGUACCAGUAACUAUCAAUCACAGCUCCAGAACCAGUGGAACAGUAUGGCCACAAACUUACAGAACAUGUGCCGUAACUCUCAGCCAGCUUAUUCUAUAUCAAUAUCAUCUCCUGUUGACACGCUAGUGUCCAGGUUAGGGGUGGAAUAUAGCAAUGGAAUUGUUUAUGCUACUUUCACUUUUGAUAUGACACCAGCUAAUUAUGUGGACACUGCCUAUCAAUCCUGUGCUAAUUUAAUCUCUAACGCUUUCGUCAACAAGCAGUCAGAGUUAGCUCCCAUUUUACAAUUAUCAGCCAGUGGAUCCUGUCCCACCGUGUCUUCUGCUUCUGUGACCUACGACCGAGUCCUGAAGAAUUAUUUUGUCUGUACAACAAAUGCUGGAGUUCAGUAUGUCUCAGCAGAAUCAAAGUCUGUUUGCUUUGACUGUGCCCUUGGACACUACUCCAGUGAAAAGCGUCAGUGUUUGGAAUGUACUUUUGGAUUUUAUCUGUCCACACCAAACCGUGACAGCUGUGAUGCUUGUCCAUCAGGAACCAAUAGUAGAAAGACAGCCUUGACCAGACAGACGGAUUGCUAUCUUACCUGUCCUAAUGGUUUUACAUCAACCACUGGACAAGCUCCCUGCUACCAGUGUGCUGCUGAUUCCUAUUCCUCCAAUGGUCAAUCAUGUACCACAUGUCCUAGUGGCAAGAAAACUAUUGGAGUUGGCAAAUCUACUGAAUCAGAUUGUAAAAAUCCAUGUCCAGCUGGGUACUACUCAUAUAAUGGUUUAGAGACAUGUACAGCUUGUCCAAGGAACUUUUAUCAGGCCAAUACAGGUCAGAGGCAAUGUCUGGAGUGUCAAGGUGAUAGGAUCACGCAGGCUGAAGGAAAGAUUUCACCAGCUGAUUGUGUCAGUGGUUUUGCAUCAAUCUGUACAGGUAUUUGUCAGAAUGGAGGAACAUGUCAAGUCCUGAACCAUGAUUACUACUGUACAUGUCCACCAGGUUAUACUGGUCCAACAUGUGAGACAGAGAUCAACCCCUGUGAUAGUCAGCCAUGUUUUAAUGGAGGACAGUGUACAAAGACUGGUGUACUCACCUUUACAUGUACUUGUACCAGCAUUAUUGGAGGAAAAAUUGGUGCUGCUGUAGGCUCAGGAGAUCGUUUUAGUGGCAACCUGUGUGAGAAUGAUAUAGAUGAUUGUGAGUUUACCAGUGGAUUUAAUCCCUGUAACAAUGGUUCCUGUCAUGACCUGGUUGGUGGAUACACCUGUCUAUGUCCAUCUUACUCAGGAUUUACUGGGUCAACUUGUACAACUCCAAAAAAUCCUUGUGUUGAUGACCCGUGUGUAAAUGGACAAUGCUCAUCUUAUGGGGCCAUCAGAAGGAAAUGUAUCUGUAAUAGAGGAUAUACAGGAGAGGACUGUGAAACUAAUAUAGAUGAGUGUUCACCUAAUCCAUGUGCUAAUGGUGGGACAUGUAUAGACAAUGUCAACAGUUUUACCUGUAUGUGUCCUUCAGGAUACUCUGGCACUUACUGUCAUGUCAGAGGACAAUCGAAUGUGUGUGCUGGGAGCUGUGGAUCAGGACAGACCUGUGUGGAUUUCUAUCCUGAAUCUAAACCUGUCUGCAUGUGUGCUAAUGGUUAUAAUGAUAAUGGUGGAGUUUGUCAGCUAAUGAAUUACUGCACUGCCAACAGCUGUUUGAAUGGUGGCACAUGUUUCUCCUCCUAUGGUGGCUAUAUCUGUAGAUGUGCUCUGGGUUACUCUGGGCCUAGUUGUCAAUUCAUCGUAGAUAACUGUGCUGCUCAGCCGUGUGUUAAUAAUGGUGUCUGUACCAAUGGGGUCAACUCCUAUACAUGUACUUGUCCAUUAACUGGAACAGGAGGAUCUCUGUGUUUAGACAACAAAGAUAACUGUGCUCCCUACCCUUGUGUUAUAGCCAACACCAUACAAUGUUUUGACAGAAUAAAUGAUUAUUACUGUAGAUGUAAGGCAGGCUUCAGAGGCCAGAAUUGCUCAUUAGGAAACACAGAUUGCAACAGUUUUCCUUGUCUACAUGGUGGCACUUGUUCUGCCACUUCCACAGGUUACCAAUGUGCAUGUGCCACUGGUUGGUAUGGUAACAACUGUGAAAACAUGAUAGAUAACUGUGCCCCAACAUCACAGUGUGCUAAUGCUGCUACCUGUUAUAAUACAGUCAUAGGGUACCAGUGUUUAUGCCCUACUGGUUUCCGUGGUGACAAAUGUGAUGUUGAUUACAACUUAUGUACCAUUACCUCCCCUUGUGUUGGUCCAAACAGUACCUGUUCCUUGAGUAAUGGUGCACCAUCUUGUCAAUGUGCUAGUGGAUAUCAAGGUGAUAGUUGUAAUCAGAAGACAGUAACAUGUAGCCUUACUACCUGUCAGAAUGGUGGUACCUGUCAGGAAUCUGGAGGUAGUGUUACCUGUAUCUGUGCACCUGGCUAUAAUGGACAGAACUGUGCUACAAACAUUAACGAGUGUGCUGGGAAUCCCUGUCCCACUGCAUCUACAUGUAUAGAUGGUAUUAAUACAUACUCUUGUCAGUGUAAUGAUGGAAAGAUUGGAGCUAACUGUGACAAAGAUUUGAGUUAUAAGUUUGACAUGAUAUUAGAGCCAGGCCUGCAGUGUGGGGAUACAGAAGGAAUCAGUAUGAAUACUGUGUUCGGUCUUGCUACAACAAAACUGUCUGUUUCUGUGUGGGUCAGAUUUACAUCAACCACUCCCAGAGUCAUUCUGUCUCUGUAUGCCUUAGAUUCGAUGUCAGCCACACCCGAGAAGAUUUUAGAGAUAGGAAGUAAUGGAGUAUCUGGUAGUAUAAGUGGCAAUACUUAUAGCAUGCCAUACGGUACAGGAAGUAGUGUUGUAAACAUACGUAAUGGUAUCUGGCAUCAUGUAGUAGUCACAUGGAACGCCCUAAAUGAAGAGAAUCCAAGCAAUAAGAUUGGUCGUGUAUUCCUUUAUGCUGACAACACGUUAUUAGAGAGAAGGGAAAAUAUUGGGACAAGCUAUACUCUACCUACUUAUGGUUACUUAGUAGUGGGAGGGACAUAUGACACCUCAACUAAGACAGUGACAACAGCCAAUGGGAUCUCUGGGAAAGUUUCCCGUCUUAUCCUGGCCAAAGAGGAGUUUCUGUACACCAGUACCGUCAGCUCUCUGUACACUAAUGUUGACUACUUGCCGACCAGCAACCUGAUUAAUAUGCCUAUCAUGUAUAUCAUUGAGAAGGGAGCUUCGUUAAUUGAUUACCAGAGUGAACUAAGUGCUGGUGUAUGUAGAACAGUCACUACAUGUAACUUGGCUUCAGAUUUCCCCUCAGUAAAUUGUCCUGGUGACCUCUCAGUGGUAUCAACUGAAAGGGUCAGUUACCCUGUAUGGACAGAGGCAUCCUAUGGCAAUACAGAUUCAGGAAGAAUUUUCUAUAACAUCAGAUCGGGUGGUGAGUUGACAUGGAAGACCUAUGCAGUAUCAUCAGUAGGGUAUAUGGCAGACAACAAUGCAGCUGUUUGUGUAUUCAGGUUCUACAAUAAACGAGGUUCAUGUUCCUCAGUAACUCCAGCUAACCCUGUCGGAGGCACUGAAAAUUGUAGUCCACUGUCAGAUGGCGAGAGAUGUACCAUUAGUUGUAACCAGAUAGACCACAAACCUUCACAACCAGGGCCAUACUAUUACUCUUGUAAUAAAUAUGGCAUGUUUGAUAUGGAGGACAGACUGGAACCAUUCUCAUAUCCACCAUGUGCUUCUGCUAUAAGUCGAACAGUCAAUGUCAAGCUGAAGAUAGAUUACGAUCUGACAACAUCCUGUCAGGCUUAUAUUGCAUCUUUACAGUCGCAGAUGCGGACCUCUUUUAAUGGUGUCAAUGGUCAGUGGCAACAGAAUUUGUGUAAUGGUCCUAACUGUCAAAGUGUACCUGUAUCAGUCACCUGUAAGUCCAGUACACUGGCUGAAGUAGAGGUCAUCUUUAAUACAGUCAAGGAUCCCAUUAUAAACACACAGUCACACAUUAGAAGUCCACAAGAUGUUGUUGCCAUUGCUGUUGUGGAUGACAAGACCAUCACAUAUUCAGAUGCUGUACCCAGGCAGUCCACUUUGGAAUUAACAUUGGUACCCUAUUGUGUCGAAGGUCAACAAAUAGUGGGUAAUUUCUGUGUUUCCUGUGCUCCUGGUAGUUUUUAUGAUAGAGGUACUGCCAAAUGUACACAAUGUCCCAUUGGUCAAUACCAAAGUUUAACAGGUCAAACAGCAUGUGUUAGUUGUCCAUCAGGACAAACAACAUACAACACUGGAACACAGGCAGAUACAUUAUGUUUCCAAUCUUGUACCGUUGGAUGGCAUUUUUCCUUAUCAACUGGUGCAUGUGUUUUCUGUCCAAUCGGAUUUUAUCAACCAUCACCUGGAUCAUUCCAUUGUCUAGGAUGUGAUGCAGGUCUCACCACUGCUGUACCUGGUUCGUCACUAGCAGGAGAUUGCCUUGAUCCAGCCCUUAUUACAACAACUGCAGACUCCCUCCCAGAUACUGGUGCAUCAGAGACUGGAGGUGGAUUAACUAGUGCUGAAAUUGCUGCCAUAGUUCUAGGAAUAUUUAUUUUCCUCCUGCUCCUCCUGUUACUCCUGUUCUGCUGCUGUAGGGAUAGAUUGCCUUGCUUUGGUAAAGGAGUUGUUGAACCAGAUGAUAAGACACCAUUUAAACAUGUCAACAGAUAUGGUGAGACAGAUCUGUAUUUCACUAGUUAUAAGCUGAAUGAUAUCAGAGAAAAACGAGGAAUAAGACCACCGCGCCCCAGAGCACGCGUGCAUCGUAAACCUGAGAGUACACAGUACUAUGACACUAAACCAAUUUAUGACUACUCUGGAGAGGACACACGUAGUGUUCAUACAGAUAUAUCAUUGACUGUUCCUGUGUUCUUAGAGAAACUUGAUGGCAGUGUGUCUAACAGGCAUACCUAUAUUUCUAGAAAUGGUACAGCCAGGUCAGAAUUAAUCUCUGACCUUGAUGGAAUGGAUAGAGUUAAGAAGUUGAAAAAGAAAACAAAGAAAAAGAAACGUAGAAGUCAACGUCCAGUAGAAUAUGAAGAAAAUAUCUAUGAUGAAAUACCUACCAGUACACCCAGGAGUAUGGCACCGCCAGUGCCACAAUUACUAAGGUCACUUAAACCCUUACCAAAAAGACUUAAAACUGAAAGUGAGGCUUCAUUUGCUUCUUAUUCUGGACGAUCAAGAACUGACCCCUCAUCAUCAGGGGUAUAUAGUAACCACGAUUAUUCAAAGCCAAAGAAGGAGCAUGCAAUCAAAAUAGACUCUGAUAAUGAAGACCUCAGAUAAUUAGGACCCACGAUUGUUAAAGGCCAGAAUGAGAUUUAGUUUUAAAGAGUCCUAAAACUGGAAGUUUUUGGACAGAUUUUUAUAGAUUGUCAAGUCAGACUGUUAUUAACAUAAUCAAAAUAUUAGUGAUGCAGGAUUACUCAGACUGUGAUUAUAAAAGUUAGAUUAUGCAUAUAUAUAUAUAUUUAUAUUUUUCUAUCAGUACUAAAUUAUUCUUCAUCAAUGAGAGAAACAAAUAAACCUCAUUUUUCUAUAUUUGAAAUAUAUAUGCAACUCUUUUAAACUUUUUUCUCUGUUUUAUUUCCAAUUAAGAGAUAUCCAUGGAUUAAAUUGAUUGUUGGUAUUGACACCACUUUCUGUAUGUGUGACUUUAACACAGCAGUCAAGAGAGACACAGAAAUAUUUAUUGAAAUUAUAAGUGUUUUUAAAGUUGUUUUUUUUAUUAAAUAUAUGAGUGAUUUUAUCUUUGAAAAUGUGUACAGAUAUUUAUUGUUGGUAAAAAAAUGUGAUAUGUGAUAUUUAAAACAAAUUUGUUUUAAACUGAAGACUGUGAUAAAUACAUGUUUUUUGUGUAGCUUUAAAAAAUACUAUAGUAUGAGUGCUGUAUAUAUGGAUUUCUAUUUUAUGUUGUUAUUCUUAACAUGUCAAAAUGAGGCUCCUUCUAAUAUUGUUUACUUUACACUUUCAAGGGGGUCUCAUUGGGGGGUUCCGAUCCCAGAUCUUGCUUACUGUCUUGUUAGAAUCCCAUAUCCCGCUUACACUAAGUGCGUAAGCAAUUCUCAAUUUUUUGUCAUUUCCCGGGUCUCGCAAGACCUCAUUUCCUGUUUUCACGACACAAUAAUUUGAAUUUCAUGCUUAAGAAAAAUCGUCAAUCCUGCAUCACGCUUAGACCCCAAUAAGACCCACUUUCAAAUAAGUAUAAAAAGUUGUGAAUUAGAUCAGUACAUUUUUCAAGGAAUAUGGAGCUCAUUUGGAUCUUGUCACACAGUUUAUUAUUUUUUUUCAUAAUGAUUAAUUUAUUGGAAAACA